Molecule: messenger RNA, 1601 nt
Organism: Cuscuta campestris
Lineage: Eukaryota; Viridiplantae; Streptophyta; Magnoliopsida; Solanales; Convolvulaceae
Source: the annotation of a GenBank genome assembly
AGCUAAUGUGCAUUGGCAUGUACUCAGCCUCAGCAGAGCAUAGUACGGUGUAUGUUAAGCUGGUUACGGGAACCGCCAUAGCGUGGUCGCUGUCGCACGUUGGGUUAGACUUAACUGAGUCUCGGUCAAAUGGAUGGACGACUCAGAGGCAGUAAGUUGGGGUCAUCAAUGACAAGUCGGAUGAUUUUACUCACUCAUCCAGCCAGGAGUUGGAUCUUUAUGAUUUAAUUGGAACUCUGUUCCUAACCAAAGUAGUCUGCUUGUAAGACGUGCCUCAGCCAAUUACAAGUACGGUGAAAAGGUGUCAUGGUCCGAUUGUAGUAAUAUUGUUCGCCCAACACCAGACCAAGAGCUGAGAGCCCGGCUCAUCAGUUGGAACUAUGUUCCUACCUAAAUAGUUGUCUUGUGGAGUAACGCCCAAGCGGAACGCAAGAUAAUGAAAUAUGGAUCUUGGCCCACUAGAGGUUUCGCCGGAAAUCUCCGAAUCAAUAUCGAGGGUUAUUGAUUUGUUAAAAAUAGUGGGAGAUAAUUAAUUAAAGGCCUAAUUAAUUAUUAAACAUGAUAGAUAACCUAGUUUGCAAAAUUUUCUGUAGAUGGCAAACAACAACAACCCUUUCAACCUGCGAUAUGUUCUAGAAAAGGAAAAAUUAUCUAGAACCAACUUUCUUGAUUGGGAGAUGAAUCUUAAGAUUGUUCUCGAAUGCGAGAAAAAGCUCUACGUCCUUACCUCUGAGCCUCCCAAAGCUCCUGAAGCGAACGCCCGUGCUACAGAAAUUACUUCGUACAAGAAGUAUGAAGACGAUGCACGUGAUGUGAGAUGUCUCAUGCUAGCCACCAUGACCCCGGAGCUCCAAAGGCUCCAUAAGGACAUGGAAGCUCAUCCUAUGAUGAGUCGCUUGAAAGGUCUAUACCAAGGCCAGGAUAGACAUGAGCGUUUCAAAAUCUCUACGACUCUGUUUUCCAGUAAGCUGGCAACGGUGAACUUCUACAUGAACAAACUAGAGAUGACUGUGCCUGAGCUAUUGAAAUUCCUCACAACUGCUGAGGAGAGUCUAGGGAAAGGCAAGGGUAAGUCUGUCAUGAUGGUAGAGGGCAGUACUAUUGCGAAGAAGAGUGGGCCACGUUCGCCGGCCGGGACCAAGCGCAAGGGUUCUAAGAAACCCAAGCCAGCGUCCAACUCCUCUUCGUUAAAACCCAAAGAAGGAGCUAAAAAGAAGUCUGAUGUAUGCUAUUAUUGUGGCAAAAAGGGCCACUGGAGGCGCAACUGCGCAAAAUUACUGGUAGAGAGGAAAGAGGGAAAGAAACCUCAAACCUCAGGAUCUACAUGAACAUAGACAAUUGACGGAGGGAGAGAUACAACUAAAAGUCGGCAAUGGCGCACUCGUAAAUGCAUUAGCCGUCGGAACCUAUAGUUUAUCUCUACCUAGUGGUCUUGUAUUGCAGUUAAAUAAUUGUCUGUUUGUACCCAUCAAAUUUGAUAAAUCAGUGAAUGACUUAAUGGAUACAAGUUGGAUUUUAUUAAUCCCUUGCAUUAAGUUUAGACAUUGAGACAAAGGGAUACAGUUACACGGAGUCUUAGUCGUGGAAAGGUUUUGACGGUG